Messenger RNA from Pogonomyrmex barbatus (red harvester ant), 931 nucleotides. Its product is annotated as venom allergen 3-like. The record is from RefSeq and is a predicted model, not a curated record. Lineage: Eukaryota; Metazoa; Arthropoda; Insecta; Hymenoptera; Formicidae. Gene Ontology annotation, cellular component: extracellular region.
GAAUUUUUUAAACUUUAGCUACAAGUUGUCUCAACAGACCCAUUCAAGGAAUAGAAAACAUUAAAUUAAAAGAAUGGAAGGAAUUUCUACUUUAUUGUGUUUUGCUAUAAUAGUGGGAAAAUUUAUUGGUAUGUUUGCAACAGAUUACUGCAAUGUGCAGUCAUGUGCGAAUAAAGCAAGUCAUACAUUAUGCAAGUAUACUUCAACAGAACCAGCGGCACAAUGCACGGAAUGGAGUAAUCGAGGCUUUAAUGACGCUCAGAAGAAAAUUAUAGUAAAAAAACAUAAUGAAUUGAGACGAAAAGUUGCAUCAGGUCAGGAAAAAAGUGGAAGACCCGGCCCGCAACCUGCAGCAAAAAACAUGCCAGAUUUGAAAUGGGAUGAUGAACUAGAGAAAAUUGCACAAAGAUGGGCUGAUCAGUGCAAUUUCAGCCAUGAUGAGUGUAGAGAUGUAGACAGAUUUUCAGUCGGUCAGAAUAUAGCUAUGUCAUCUAUGAGUUCUUCAGGCACCGAGUCUGAUGAAACUCGUUUGAAUAAUAUGAUCCAAAUGUGGUACAAUGAAGUCAAAAUGUUUGAUAGAAAUCAGAUUUCCAACUAUAAAUUCGAUGUAAAUACAGGCCAUUAUACUCAACUUGUCUGGGCUAAAACAAGAUUAAUCGGUUGCGGACGAAUAUCAUAUAAAAAACCAAAUGAUUGGAAGAUACUUUAUCUAGUUUGCAAUUAUGGUCCAAGUGGAAAUUAUAUCGGUGAAAAAAUAUAUGAAAUUAAGAAAUAAAUAUAACUAACGCAAAUAUAUUAUAGACAAUUUAAAAAAAUCAGCAACACGAAAGAAGAUAAAAGUAAGAAAAUAAAUAUAAGCGAUAUAUUUUAUCAAUACUGAUUCAUAAUUAUAAUUUUCAUAAUAAUAUUAACGAAGGGAAUCGUCUUAAUA